GUGACAGCUAAUUCAUUUGUCCUAUUGUAAACUGAAAGGUUGGGACGUGACAACCUCGGCCCGAGGCUCGGGCACCUUUCUUUGUGUCACUCUGGGUAGAACACGAGAUGCAGUCACUGAAGCUGCCAAGCGCUUCUCACAGGAGCUUGGUGUCUAGUGUUCCAUCCUCAGUGAAGGUUAUCCCUCGCGUGGGUGUUCGCCAGCUCCCUCUUUCAGGGCCAUCAACCGAGUCGGUCUCGUCCGCGAAGUCAAUCAACGCUCCCCGGAACGUCUCAGCAUCUGUUGCCAAGAUGUUGAACACUGCGAGCUCGGCCAAGAAGGUGCCGUUGGUGAGCGAGCUGCCGGCAUGGCAGGCACUGAAGGAGCACGUCUCUGAUAUUGAGAAGACCCACCUGCGCGACCUGCUGCACGACGAGGCUCGCUGCAUGGCGCUCAUCAAGGAGAGCGAGGGCAUCUACUGCGACUUCACGCGCCAGCGGGUCACGCAGCGCACCCUGGAGCUGCUGUACGAGCUGGCCGAGCAGUCCAACCUGCGCGGAAAGAUCAACGCCAUGUUCAACGGCGAGCACAUCAACAGCACGGAGGACCGCGCGGUGCUGCAUGUGGCAACUCGCGCGCACAGGAACCAGAAGAUCUUCGUUGAGGGUCGCGACGUGGUUCCCGACGUGUGGGAGGUGCUGGACAAGAUCAAGGCCUUCAGCGACAAGGUGCGCAACGGGCAGUGGCUGGGCGUGACGGGCAAGCCGCUGAAGAGCGUGGUGGCUAUCGGCAUCGGCGGCUCCUUCCUGGGGCCGCUGUUCGUGCACACGGCGCUGAGGACGGAGCCCAACGCCAUGCGCGCCUCCCGCGACCGCUCGCUGCGCUUCCUGGCCAACGUGGACCCCAUCGACGUGGCUCGCGCGCUGGACGGGCUGGACCCCGAGGAGACGCUGGUGGUGGUGAUCAGCAAGACCUUCACCACCGCGGAGACCAUGCUGAACGCGCGGACUGUGAGGAGCUGGCUGAUCGCACGGCUGGGCUCCGAGGCGGUUGCCAAGCACAUGGUGGCGGUGUCCACCAACCUGAAGCUGGUCAAGGAGUUUGGCAUCGACCCCGAGAACGCGUUCGGCUUCUGGGACUGGGUGGGCGGCCGCUACUCGGUGUGCUCCGCGGUGGGCAUGUUGCCGCUGUCGCUGCAGUACGGGUUUGACAUCAUGCAGGAGUUCCUUGCCGGCGCCAACAACAUGGACGAGCACUUCAAGAACCAGCCCUACCAGGACAACCUGCCGGUGCUGCUGGGGCUGCUGUCGCUGUGGAACGUGUCCUUCCUGGGGCACGGAGCCAAGGCUAUCCUGCCGUACUGCCAGGCCCUCUCCAAGCUGGCCCCGCACAUCCAGCAGGUGGACAUGGAGUCCAACGGCAAGGGGGUGGACAUCAACGGAGUGCGGCUGCCCUUCGAGACGGGCGAGAUCGACUUCGGCGAGCCCGGCACCAACGGCCAGCACUCCUUCUACCAGCUCAUCCACCAGGGCCGGGUGGUGCCGUGCGAGUUUAUCGGCAUCGUGCGCAGCCAGCAGUCCGUGUACCUGAAGGGAGAGGUGGUGUCCAACCACGAUGAGCUCAUGUGCAACUUCUUCGCACAGGCCGACGCGCUAGCCUACGGCAAGACCCCCGAGCAGCUCCGCUCCGACAACGUGCCCGACUACCUCAUCCCGCACCGCGUCUUCACCGGCAACCGCCCCUCGCUAUCCAUCAUGAUGCCGUCCUGCUCCGCAUACACCGUGGGGCAGCUCCUGGCAAUGUACGAGCACCGCAUUGCCGUACAGGGCUUCAUCUGGAACAUCAACAGCUUCGACCAGUGGGGCGUGGAGCUGGGCAAGGUGCUGGCGUCAAAGGUCCGCAACACCAUGAACGGCGUCCGCACCCGCGACCGCAAGGUGCUGCCCCAGGACGGCUUCAACUACAGCACCACCCGCAUGAUGAACAAGUACCUGGAGGGCAAGACGCAGGUGCUGUACCCGGAGGGGCACGACGUGUUCCCCAUCGACAUGCUGCGGGGCGGCGCGACGACAGCGGCAGCUGCCGGCAAGCUGUGAGCGGAGGCGGCGGACGACAGCAGCGCGGUGAGGAGUGGGUGCUUGAUAGCUAAGCGGUUUGGCGGUAACAGGCAGUAGUGUCGCGCUAAGCGGCGGCGGCGAAGGAGGAGGGGCUGCUUGUUUGCACAGGAGGAGUUGCAGGGAUGCGGAUGUUCAGCUGGCAGCGCCAGCCCUGCAUGCGGGUGCUUGACAAGGAAAAGAGGAGCCAGAAGGAGGAUAACGGCUUGUUGCACGUGCUGGAAUGUGGGGGAGUGCGGAAAUGUAUGCGGCUGGCGCAGCUUGCGCCGGCGCGGGCAGAGCAACAGGGCGUUGACAGACAGGGCCUGGACAGGGAAGGAAGGAGGUUGCAAUCCGGACAUGGUGCCCGUCUCCGCUCAUGCACACCAUUGCAGGAUGGUUUGCCUGGGUUGCGGACGGAGAUGAUACAGCCUGGCUCGCAUUGUUGUUGUUGUUGUUGAACGCCGCGGGUGGCGUUGGGCGGCGCGUGUUGGAUGCAGCCCCUGUUGGACUGAGGCGGAGGAGGCGUGGUCUGAAAGCCCACGUGGAGCAAAGGGGCAGGCAGGUUCCCGAAAUGUGCGGCUCGCUGCUACUGGUUGCCCAGGCACAUGCAUGGGCGGAAGCGGUAUGUGGCGCCUUCGCUAUGGUUCGGACCCAACUCUCGUAAAAUAAGGGCGCAGCAGUGUAGGGCAAUGGCUGCGUGCCGCCCUAGACUGAGUGCGUAGGGAGUGGCAGUAGCGAGACGUGCUCAGAGCAGCUGCCCUGCUGUGCGAGGCCGCCUAGGUAGUGCAUGCAGUGGCGCGAAGAUGUUGCGGCAAUUGUGGAUGGUGAAGGUUGCGGCAUGGAUCAUUACUCGUUGGUCAAGCCCAGUGCAUGUGUGAACGUUUUGCACUUGUACAGAAUACCGUGUAUGACAGGGACGUGUGCAGUCGGUGCAUGAAGGCACGGCCCUGGCCAUCUGUUGUGGAGGCUUGCAGGGAGCAAGGCGGUUGGAGCGCAGCCUAGUGGCCCAUUUUUGCUACCGGUUUUGUGCCUGUUAUGCCUGGGCGACUCAAAACCAGUUUGUAGAUCCGGAAUUACCGGGGUGUGCUGCUUGUACGUAGAAGCCGUAUGAUAAGCGUACGGCUGUGAUCG
Astrephomene gubernaculifera is the source of this 3206-nucleotide messenger RNA. NCBI's taxonomy places the organism in Eukaryota, Viridiplantae, Chlorophyta, Chlorophyceae, Chlamydomonadales, Astrephomenaceae. The record is from the annotation of a GenBank genome assembly.